AUGGGUACGGAGAGGAAGAGAAAGGUGAGUUUGUUCGACGUGGUAGACGAGACGUCGGUUUCUGCAAAGAUCGUGAAAUCGAACGGAGCGAUGAUCAGCAAUAACAACGGAGGAAGCAGUUCGAUAAAUCGGUGGAAUGGGAAGCCCUACUCUCAGAGAUACUAUGAUAUAUUAGAGAAGAGGAAGAAUUUGCCUGUUUGGCAUCAAAAAGAGGAGUUUUUACAGGUUUUGAAGAAAAAUCAGGCUAUCGUCCUUGUUGGUGAGACGGGCAGUGGUAAAACUACUCAGAUUCCUCAGUUUGUUUUGGAAGCUAUAGAAUUAGAAUCUCCUGAUAAACGUCGGAAGAUGAUGAUUGGAUGUACCCAACCUCGAAGGGUGGCUGCAAUGUCUGUUUCUCGGCGUGUUGCUGAGGAGAUGGAUGUUACCAUAGGUGAAGAGGUUGGUUAUAGCAUCCGUUUUGAAGACUGUAGCAGUGCAAAAACGGUUUUGAAGUGA
Dovyalis caffra is the source of this 495-nucleotide messenger RNA. The record is from the annotation of a GenBank genome assembly. Lineage: Eukaryota; Viridiplantae; Streptophyta; Magnoliopsida; Malpighiales; Salicaceae.